This is a messenger RNA of Anarrhichthys ocellatus (wolf-eel), 7410 nucleotides long. It is a transcript of the gene htt, whose product is annotated as huntingtin. NCBI's taxonomy places the organism in Eukaryota, Metazoa, Chordata, Actinopteri, Perciformes, Anarhichadidae. The transcript has 50 exons. The annotation marks the transcript as partial. The record is from RefSeq and is a predicted model, not a curated record. Gene Ontology annotation, cellular component: nucleus; cytoplasm.
ACGCCCCUCCCCUCUCUGUAAACCGUCACAAAUGCCACUUCCUGGUGUGAUUUUGUAGGGGGAAUGUAACGCUGCAUCAAAGAUGGCUUAUUAUCGACCAUCGUUUUGUUCAUUUAGGAUAAACAUUGUGAAAGAAUAAGAGAUAUAUUGCACGAACAGAAGGCGGAGAGCCGGUGGUAGUUGUCGCGAGCAGUGUUAGCACUCUCGUCGCACUACGCACCGCUUGCUCUCUCAUUGCGCUAACUUGUCCCACUGUGCUAGCUAGUUAGCUCUCAUAGUAAAUAUUAGCUAGCCUAGCUAGCUUGCUUACUGUUGAUUGCUAAAAUGGCCACCAUGGAGAAAUUGAUGAAGGCCUUUGAAAGUCUGAAGUCAUUCCAGCAGCAGCAGGGACCACCAACCGCCGAGGAGCUCGUCCAGAGGCAGAAAAAGGAACAGGCUACCACAAAGAAGGACCGGGUCACACACUGCCUGACGAUAUGUGAAAACAUUGUGGCUCAGUCUCUGAGAACUUCUCCAGAGUUUCAGAAACUGCUGGGCAUUGCCAUGGAGAUGUUCCUGCUCUGCAGCGAUGACAGCGAAUCAGACGUCCGGAUGGUGGCCGACGAGUGCCUGAACAAAAUCAUCAAAGCUUUGAUGGACUCAAACCUGCCUAGACUGCAGCUGGAACUGUACAAAGAAAUUAAAAAGAACGGGGCCUCUCGGAGCCUGAGGGCAGCUUUGUGGAGAUUUGCUGAGCUCGCUCACCUCAUCAGACCACAGAAAUGCAGACCUUACCUGGUCAACCUGUUGCCAUGCCUCGCUCGAAUCACCAAGCGGCAGGAGGAGACGGUGCAGGAGACUCUGGCUGCUGCAAUGCCCAAGAUCAUGGCCGCCUUGGGGCACUUCGCCAAUGAUGGCGAGAUCAAGGUGCUGCUGAAGUCAUUUGUGGCCAACCUGAAGUCCAGCUCCCCCACCAUCAGACGGACAGCAGCCAGCUCAGCCGUCAGUGUGUGCCAACACUCCAGGCGCGCCAGCUACUUCUACACAUGGCUCCUUAACAUGCUGCUGGGUCUGCUGGUCCCAGUGGAUGAGGAGCACCUCAGCCACCUAAUUCUGGGGGUGCUGUUAACCCUUCGCUACCUGAUGCCUCUGCUCCAGCAGCAAGUCAACACCACCAGCCUCAAAGGAAGCUUUGGAGUCACGAGGAAGGAGGCUGACGUACAGCCGACACCCGAACAACUGCUGCAGGUGUACGAGUUGACCCUACACUACACACAGCACUGGGAUCACAAUGUGGUCACAGCAGCUCUGGAGCUCCUGCAGCAGAUGUUCAGGACUCCCCCGCCAGAGCUUCUGCACAUGCUCAUCACCGCAGGCAGCAUUCUUCACGGCACUGUUUUCCGCCAGGACAUAGAGAGCCGAGCACGCUCCAGCAGCAUCCUGGAGCUCAUCGCAGGGGGAGGGUCUUCCUGCAGUCCACUCCUUCUCAGGAAACAAAGAGGUAAAAUGCUUUCUGGGGAGGAGGAUGGGUUGGAUGAUGAUGCAGAGAGAACAGAGGUCACUACUGGUGUCUUCACAGCGACAGUCGCCGCUGCGGACGGCUCCUCUGCGGCCCAGGUGGACAUCAUCACCGAGCAGCCGCGCUCCUCCCAGCACACCCUGCAGGCCGGCGACUCCGUGGACCACAGCGCCUCCUCGGAGCAGGGCGGAGGCGGGACUUCUGCAUCGGACACUCCCGAGUCACCCAAUGACAACGAGGAGGAAAUGCUGAGUCGGAGCUCCAGCGGCGGGGCCAACGUCACUCCGGAGACGGCAGACUACACCACACCAGAGACGGAGGGAGGGCCCGGAGAAGGAGCGACUCUGCUGGGCACUAAUGAUGGCUCACUUCCACCCAGCGACUCCUCCCAGACCACCACAGAGGGACCAGACUCGGCUGUCACACCUUCAGACGUAGCAGAGCUGUCGCACACUCCAUUGCCGCAGGUGACUGAGCCGUCUCCUCCCUCGCCAACUUCCACCGAGGGUCCCGAUGCCACAGACAGCGACUCUUCUGUCUACACUGCUUCCUCUUCGUCUUCUUCUUCUUUCUCUUUCUCCUCCUCUUCCUCCUUCUAUGCCACCUCCUGCUCCUCUAGCACUAGUGACAAGGUGCUGGAUGGCAGUGAGAGCCAGUACUCCGGGAUGCAGAUCGGGACGUUACAGGAUGAAGAAGAUGAAGGAGCAGCACCUUCCUCGCAAGAAGAACCCUCCGGACCAAUCCUGCAGUCGGCCCUGGCGCUGAGCAAACCUCAUCUCUUCGAAGGCCGAGGUCACAACCGGCAGUGUUCAGACAGCAGCGUGGACCGCUUCGUACCAAAGGAUGAACCUGCUGAACCCCAACCUGACAAUAAGCCAUCACGAAUAAAGGGUCCCAUUGGACAUUAUACUGACCAGGGGGUGGAGCCGCUGGUGCACUGUGUACGGCUUCUUGCUGCUUCCUUCCUACUGACGGGACAAAAGAAUGGUCUGACCCCUGACAAGGAGGUGCGAGUGAGCGUGAAGGCUCUGGCGGUCAGCUGUGUUGGGGCAGCAGCAGCGCUGCACCCUGAAGCCUUCUUUAAUUCCCUCUACCUGGAGCCGCUGGACGGCAUCCCGGUUGAAGAGCAGCAGUACAUCAGUGACAUGCUGGGCCUCAUUGCCCAUGGGGACCCCCAGAUCAGAGGGGCCACAGCCAUCCUCUGUGCAGCCAUCAUACAAGCUGCACUCACCAAAACACGCUACAACAUACACACCUGGCUGGCCAGCGUGCAGAGUGCAACAGGUAACCCUCUGUCCCUGGUGGACUUGGUGCCUUUGCUCCAGAAAACUCUGAAAGAUGAAUCCUCUGUCACCUGCAAGAUGGCUUGCUCUGCAGUGAGGCACUGCCUCAUGACUGUGUGCAGCAGUACCCUGAGUGAGCUCGGCCUGCAGUUGGUGAUAAACCUUCUUGCUCUGAGGGACUCGUCCUAUUGGCUUGUUCGCACGGAGCUCUUGGAGACCCUGGCUGAGAUGGACUUUCGGUUAGUUAAUUUCCUGGAGAGGAAAACGGAGACUUUGCACAAAGGGGAUCAUCACUACACUGGGCGGCUGCGGCUGCAGGAGAGAGUCCUUAAUGAUGUGGUCAUCCGUCUGUUGGGAGAUGAUGACCCCAGAGUCCGGCACGUGGCUGCCUCUGCUGUCAGCAGGCUGGUUUCCAGGUUGUUCUAUGACUGUGACCAGGGUCAAGGGGACCCAGUAGUGGCUAUUGCCCGGGACCAGAGUUCAGUCUACCUGCAGCUGCUGAUGCAUGAGACACAACCCCCCUCCCAGUUCACAGUUAGCACAAUCACAAGGACGUACCGGGGCUACAACUUGUCCAACAAUGUGUCUGACGUCACAGUCGAGAACAACUUGUCCAGAGUCGUGACCGCCGUCUCCCAUGCGUUCACCUCCUCUUCCUCCAGAGCCCUGACUUUUGGCUGCUGUGAAGCCUUGUGCCUCCUGGCUUUAAAUUUCCCAGUGUGCACUUGGAGUACAGGCUGGCACUGUGGCUAUGUUAGCUCCAGUAGCAGCUUUUCUUCCCGCUCUAGUCUCAGCCGCAGCAGAGGCCGGGCCCUUAGUGUGUCACAGCCUAGCGGUGCUUCAGCCUCUUCAUCCGCACCAGAUAACGAGCGGAGGACUCUGACAGUCGGAAUGGCCAACAUGGUCCUCUCUUUACUCUCCUCUGCCUGGUUUCCACUGGAUCUUUCUUCACACCAGGAUGCACUUUUGCUUUCUGGCAAUCUGCUAGCUGCUGUGGCCCCGAAAUGCAUGCGCAACCCCUGGGCCGGAGAGGAAGAAGGCACGAACCCCAACCCAAAUAAGAUGGAGGAGCCAUGGGCGGGGCUGUCGGAGCGCUCCCUGGUGGCCAUGGUGGAGCAGCUCUUCUCUCACCUGCUGAAGAUCCUCAACAUCUGUGCCCAUGUGCUGGAUGACACACCACCGGGACCAGCGGUGAAGGCCACCCUCCCCUCCCUGAGCAACACCCCCUCCCUCAGUCCCAUCCGCAGAAAAGGCAAGGAGAAGGAUGCUGCUGAGCCCAGUGCUGCUCCUAUGAGCCCAAAGAAAAGCAACGAGGUCAACACAGGCAGGCCAGCAGACAGCACAACCGCCAUAAACAAAUCUACCACCUUCGGCAACUUCUACCACCUGCCCCCCUACCUCAAGCUCUAUGACGUCCUCAAAGCCACACAUGCCAACUUCAAGGUGACGCUGGACCUCCACAGCAGCCAGGAGAAGUUUGGAGGUUUCCUGCGAGCUACUCUCGAUGUUCUCUCUCAGCUCCUGGAGCUGGCCACACUGCAUGACAUCAGUAAGUGUGUGGAGGAGAUCUUGGGCUACCUCAAGUCCUGUUUCUCCAGAGAACCAACCAUGGCUACUGUUUGUGUACAACAGGUCAGUAGUCUACUUUAUGUCUCUGGUUGUAGAUUUUAUGUGUCCUCACAGAUGCACCUGGACUCUCCGGAGGCGUUGGGAGUGUUGAACACUCUGUUUGAGACGGUAGCGCCCUCCUCUCUCAGACCGGUAGACAUGCUGCUCAAGAGCAUGUUCACCACCCCGAUAACCAUGGCGUCGGUAGCUACAGUCCAGCUGUGGGUGUCCGGUAUCCUGGCGGUGCUCCGGGUACUCGUCUCCCAGUCCACUGAGGACAUUGUCCUGUCACGGGUCCACGAGCUGUCUCUCACCCCGCAUCUCCUCUCCUGCCACACAAUCCGUCGCCUGCAUCAGCAGAGCCUCUCCCCGAGUGACCCGCCCACUGCCGACACACUCGUCGACCAGGAGCCUGUCGGUGAGGCACAAAAGGCCCCGCCUGAGGAAACCUUUGCCAGGUUCCUUCUCCAGCUGGUAGGAGUGCUGCUGGAGGACAUUUCCUCCAGACAGGUUAAAGUGGACAUUACAGAGCAGCAACACACCUUCUACUGCCAGCAGCUGGGCACACUGCUCAUGUGUCUCAUACAUGUCUUCAAAAGUGGAAUGUUUCGCAGGAUCACCGCUGCAGCUACUCGUCUCCUAAAGGGUGAGGGUGGAGGUGGACAGACCGGCGCAGAGGCCGCUCUGUUUUACCCCUUGGAGGGGCUGAACAGCUUGGUGCAGUGCCUGAUCACCACCCACCCCUCUCUGGUGCUGCUCUGGUGCCAGGUCCUCCUCAUCAUCGACUACACCAACUACUCCUGGUGGGCUGAGGUGCACCAAACACCCAGGGGACACAGCCUCUCGUGCACAAAGCUGCUGAGUCCUCACUCCUCAGGGGAAGGAGAGGAGGACACGCCCGAGGCGCGGUUAGCUAUGGUCAACCGAGAGAUCGUACGCAGGGGAGCCCUCAUCCUCUUCUGUGACUAUGUGUGUCAGAACCUCCAUGACUCGGAGCAUCUGACCUGGCUGAUUGUCAACCACGUGCGUGACCUCAUCAGCCUUUCCCAUGAACCUCCAGUGCAGGAUUUCAUCAGCGCUGUGCACCGCAACUCAGCUGCCAGCGGCCUCUUCAUCCAGGCCAUCCACUCCCGCUGUGACAACCUCAGUACUCCUACCACGUUGAAGAAGACUCUGCAGUGUUUGGAAGGCAUCCACCUGAGUCAGUCUGGCUCCCUGCUGAUGCUGUACGUGGACAAGCUGCUCAGUACUCCCUUCAGGGUUCUGGCUCGCAUGGUGGACACACUGGCGUGUCGCAGAGUGGAGAUGCUGCUGGCUGAGACGCUACAGAACAGUGUGGCUCAGCUGCCUGUGGAAGAACUGGACCGGAUCCAGGAAUACCUCCAGACCAGCGGCCUGGCUCAGAGGCAUCAGAGGUUUUACUCCCUGCUGGACAGGUUCAGAGCCACGGUUGCCGGCACCAGCAGCCCCACAGCUCCUGUGACGUCACACCCCUUGGAUGGGGAUCCACCACCUGCCCCCGAGCUGGUCUCUGCAGAUAAGGAGUGGUACGUGGCUCUGGUGAAGUCUCAGUGUUGUCUUCGUGGAGACGUUUCCCUGUUGGAGACGACAGAACUCCUCACCAAACUACUGCCCACUGACCUAUUUGACAUCAUGAGCUGCAAGGAGUUCAACCUAAGCCUGCUGUGUCCAUGUCUCAGUAUGGGGAUGCAGCGGUUAGCACGAGGUCAGGGGUCGCUUUUGUUGGAGACGGCUCUGCAGGUGACCCUAGAGCGGCUCGCAGGGGUCACCGGGUCACUUCCUGUCCCCCACCAGUCCUUCCUGCCGCCCGCCCAGUCACAGCCCUACUGGAACCAACUAGCUGCUGUGUAUGAUGAGCCCGGUUUCUACCCCAGGGUUCUGUCGCUCUGCAGAGCUCUGUCCCAGUACCUGCUGAGUGUGAGCCAGCUGCCGUCCUCACUACACAUCUCCUCUGACAAGGAACACCUCAUCACUACUUUCACCUGCACUGCUGCCGAGGUCGUAGCGUGGCAUCUCCUCCAGAACCAGUUGCCCCUGAGUGUGGACCUGCAGUGGGCUCUGUCCUGUCUGUGUCUGGCCCUGCAGCAGCCCUGUGUCUGGAACAAACUCUCCACCCUGGAGUACACCACACACACCUGCUCCCUCAUCUACUGCCUGCACCUCAUCAUUGUUGCAGUGGCUGUGAGUCCUGGUGACCAGCUUCUGCAUCCAGAGAAGAAAAAGACGAAGGCCGAGAGAGAGGCUGAAGAAGAUGAAGUUGACUCUGCGCAUGCUGACCACACGUGCGAGUGGCGGGUGUGUGAGAUCAUGGCGGAGCUGGUGGAAGGCCUGCAGAGCAUCCUCUCCCUGGGUCACCAUAGAAACAGCGCAUUCCCCGCUUUCCUCACACCGACCUUGCGCAACAUUGUCAUCAGUCUGUCCCGCCUGCCUCUGGUCAACAGCUACACCCGAGUACCUCCACUGGUUUGGAAACUGGGCUGGUCCCCUCAGCCAGGAGGAGAGUACGGCACCACGCUGCCCGAGAUCCCGGUGGACUUCCUGCAGGAAAAGGACGUCUUCAGAGAGUUCCUCUACCGCAUCAACACACUGGGCUGGAGCAGCAGGACUCAGUUUGAGGAGACCUGGGCCACACUGCUGGGGGUGCUGGUCACCCAACCCAUCACUAUGGACCAGGAGGAGGAGGCACAGCAGGAGGAGGACUUGGAGCGUACCCAGUUGAAUGUGUUAGCGGUGCAGGCCAUCACCAGCCUGGUGCUGAGUGCCAUGACCCUGCCCACUGCUGGCAACCCUGCAGUCAGCUGUCUGGAACAGCAGCCCCGCAACAAGAGCCUCAAAGCCCUGGAAACACGGUUUGGAAGGAAACUUGCAGUGAUCAGGGGCGAGGUGGAGAGAGAGAUUCAGGCUCUUGUGUCUAAGAGAGACAAUGUUCAUACACACCACCCGUACCACGCCUGGGACCCUGUGCCCUCUUUAUCGGCAGCCUCAGCUGGUAACACAAAA